Stegodyphus dumicola is the source of this 4408-nucleotide messenger RNA. RefSeq names its product endoplasmic reticulum export factor secretory 16 (gene Sec16). Gene Ontology annotation, biological process: Golgi organization. Lineage: Eukaryota; Metazoa; Arthropoda; Arachnida; Araneae; Eresidae. Gene Ontology annotation, cellular component: endoplasmic reticulum exit site; ER to Golgi transport vesicle membrane. The record is from RefSeq and is a predicted model, not a curated record.
GUCUAAAAAGUAUGAACCUAUGUCAUCUGUAGGAAGAAAUGAUGAAAAGUUUGCAGAGCAGAAUGAUCAGCAGCAGCACCUAUACUUAAAGGAAUCGAAAAUAAAUGGCAGUACACAUCCUAACAGUCAAAAUUCUGAUUCACCAAGGAAAAAUUUAACAAAUAUGGAAUACUUAGAACAUGCAGGCAAUCCAGCUAUAAAUAUCUCUAACAGAAACACUGACUCAUCAUUUAAUGUAAAUUAUAUGAGAAUGGAUCCAAGGUAUCAGAAUAAUCAUUCAGAAAAUAAUCGUCAAAGGUUUGCAGAUCAGAAAUAUCCCAGCUUUGAUGAAAGGCAAUAUUACUCAGAUCGAGAAAGAUCCAGACCACCCAGCACAACAUCAAUAGGAGAAAAGCCAGAAGAUUAUUAUUAUGGUAAUGGCAUGAACCGAAGAGGAGGUCAACCUGAGAAUGCUCGUCCUUCUUCCAGGAUGAGUGAGUCGGACCUCAGUCGUGGUGAUCGAAAUGGCCAGUAUGGUUAUACCCGACAGCAGUAUCCCUAUGCAUAUCCUCCUGGGUAUUCUCGAAAUGCAGAAUAUUACCAACGGCAUCCAAAUUACAGAGGUUAUGAAUGUGAUCCAUAUCAAAGGUAUUCUUAUUACGCGCCAUACUACGAUGCAUAUGGAUAUGAUUAUAGCAAUUAUAACUAUGGUUUUUAUGACGAACUCUACAGAAAUGAUCCAAGGUAUAGGCAAUAUCGAGAAGCUCAAGAACAGCAUCGACAGUAUUAUGCAAAAUAUGGAUACGAAACCGAUUAUGAUCGAUCUAGUAUACGUUCUGGUCGCAGCUCAGCCAACGAACUGUCUAAAGAUAUGUCAUCUAGUCAGUAUCCUGAACCAGACAUUGACUCAAAUGAAUCAGAAUUUUCUACUUACAAUCUACAACAGAAUUAUUCGUAUGAUGAUGUUCGUGCUGAAGUUUCAGCAGAAGUACCUGAUCAUAAAUCUACACCUUCAGCUCGCUUGACUCCUGUGAAGUAUUCAUAUGCUCAUCCCAUAGCUCGAUUUUCCCCAGGUGGAAUGUUAAUAACUGUUAUGCCUAAUCCCCUGAGUACUGCUUUAGCCACACCAGUAACAAUACACAGUUUACAGGUAAUUAUGGAAAAUGAAGAAUCUUUCCAAGAAUUAAAGAAUUACCAAGGUCCUCUUGUUCGUGGAUUGACACAUAAAAAUGAUGUGAUUGAAUUUUGCUCUCAGAAGAUCAAAUCUUUAAGACAGAAAGAAGAUAUUGUUGAUAGAGACUCCUAUAUAUUAUUGUGGGAAUUAAUGAUUGUUCUGCUGAGGCAAAAUGGAUCUGUUGCAGGUAGUGAUAUUGCAGAAUUGUUAUUAAAAGACCAUGAAGUUUUGAGGCCACACACAGUGCCAUUGAGACAUGCUAUUGAGACACCUCAAGGAGAGCAGUCUCCUGCUGAUGUAAAUGAUUCAUCUAGCCAGUCUCAUGCAGGAGACACUUCAUCACCUGAUGAAGGCAUUGUUGUGCUUCAUGAUAAAAGCAGUCUUAACACAUCACACACGGUGGAUGUAGAUAAAGUGACUCGUAAAUUUCGAGAGUUUCUAUUGUUUGGUCAUAAGAAGGAUGCUUUAGAAUGGGCCAUGAAGCAUGGUUUGUGGGGUCAUGCCUUAUUUUUAGCAUCGAAAAUGGAUUUAAGAACCUAUGCUAAUGUGAUGACUAGGUUUGCCAAUUCUCUUGCCUUAAAUGAUCCACUUCAAACUUUGUACCAGUUAAUGUCUGGUAGACAGCCAUCUGCUGUAACAUGUGUAGCUGAUAAAAAAUGGGGAGACUGGAGACCUCAUUUGGCUAUGAUUUUAUCUAAUCCAUCUACUCAUCCAGAUGUUGAUUCGCGUAGCAUUACAACACUUGGAGACACACUGGCCAGCAGAGGCUGUCUUCCAGCUGCUCAUUUUUGUUAUAUCAUGGCACAGGUUGAAUUUGGCACAUUUGAACAGAAAAACAGUAAAGUUGUGCUUCUAACUGCAGACCAUACGUUAUCCUUUGAUGAAUUUGCCACAAAUGAAGCAAUUCAUUGCACAGAAAUUUAUGAAUAUGCCCAGAGUUUAGCUAACCCUGGUUAUAUGUUAACUCAUUUGCAGCUUUACAAAUUCCUAUAUGCUAUGCGUCUUGUUGAACAUGGAUUUUUAGAAGAGGCUCUCCACUACUGUGAAGUUAUUGCUGGGAAUUUACAAGUUCAUCCUAAUUUAUUUUCUUUAGAUUUCAUAUCUGAAGUUUUUAAGUUAGCAACUCAGUUGAAGUACCAUGAUCCACACUUCCUGCGAGGUCAGGGAGAAUUUGAAGAGCAAGAUGAUCCUGAAUGGCUAAAAAACUUAUCUGCUUUAGUACAGAAUUAUAGUAAUAUUCUGCAAGGAGAAAAUUCUAAUUUAUAUUAUGAACAGCAACUUGAGUCUUCCCAAAAUAUGAAUUCUGGUUCUGAAACCAAUCCUCCAGCAGAAAGUUCAUCUUAUCAAAGUGUAUCAAGCACAGUAAUGCAAAAUGAAAUUAACAAUUCGUAUAACUAUUAUCAACCUAACAGCUGGAACAACAUGUUCCAAAAUUCAGCUGUGUUAUCAAAUAAUCAGCAAGACAAUCAAUCUGUGAAUGCAUACUAUCAACCAGAAAUGAUGAAAAAGUUUAACACAGAGAGUAGCAUUCCAAGCCAUGAAGAAAACGAAACAACAGAUGUGCCGUCCUCUCCUGUAACUCAGACUCCACCAUUUGAUUACUAUUCUGGUGGAACUCAGCAGAUGAUGGAAAAUAAGCAAUCAAGUUAUGAGGCAGUGAACAGUUAUAACAGUAGUUCAACACCCAGAGAAAGAAGGGACAGUGCCAUGAGUACAGCCAGUCGGUACAGUUCUGGUAGUUUAUCUGUCUCUAAUAAAAAUAGGGAGAGUCAGAAACCAGAACCAAAGAAAGAAAAACCAAGUAACCAGGCAGGAAAAACUUGGUUAGGGGGCAUAUUUAGUCGCCUUUUACCAAAAGCUCCCAAUCAGAUGAUAUUGCCUGAUGAUAAAAACCCUACAAUUGUGUGGGAUGAUGUGAAGAACUGCUGGGUUAAUAAAGAUAGUAAUGAUGAUGAUGAAUGUAACACUCCUGUGGCACCACCCACAGAUAUGGAAUUAUCAAGAACUAAGCCUUCUGAGAAAACAUAUACUACUACUCCUGGUAAUUCAAUGUCUGGUCCUCCAACUGUAAAUAAAUUCCAAAGACCAAAAACUAGAGUAAUGAGACAAAACUAUGUGGAUAUCUUGAAUUCAAGUGGCUCUACAGUGAAGACUAGUGUGGCCCCAGAAGCUCUUUUUCCCACUGCUUAUGACCAUACUACUUCUCCAAAAAUGUUUAUUCCCCAGUCAGUGCCAUCAGUUGCUGAAGCUUCUACAGAUUUUGAAAGUCAAGAAUCAUUUAAUACCUCACAGUUAGACACAGAAGAAAAGUCUCAACCGCAUACUGCCCCUCUAAUGUUCGACCCUGCAGAAUUUGAUUCAAGAAGUUCAAGCAUGGGAAGCCAGAAACACAUGCUAGGACGUAACAGUCGCAGAACGUAUCCUACAUGAGAAAAGAACUUUAUACUGAGAUAGUCUAAGAAAGAAUGAAAUUCAGUCCUCGUAUCUGACAUCUCAAUAAAUUUGUGAUAGUUUACAAAAAUUAUAGGAAUUUAAUUAUAUUAAAUUUUAUUUUUUAAAUAAGUGUAUGUACAUACAUAUAUAUAUAUUUAUGCAAAUGUCCUAAGUUAAGGAGUUCCGCCGUGUGCUGUUGCUAUUUUUCAAAAAUUCGUUAAUUUUUUGGAUAUCAGAUGUUGCUGGAAAAAUUUCAGUUUGAUUGGAAGGCCAUUUAUUCCUUGAAAUAAAAAAACGAGUGCCUUUUUUAAAAUGUCAAAUUUUUCUAUUGUUAAUUUUUUAAAUUUUGGUACUAUUAGCUUUUAAAAUAUCAAUCAAAAUUCACAAAUCUUUUAAUAAUGUUGCUAUCAAAUAGUUUUGAAAUGUUAGGAAGUAUUAUAUUUUGUGUAAUCAAUCAGAACUCCUUAACUGCUCUGCACCAAAUAUUGGUGUGUGGGGGGAGGAAAUAUUCAUUGAAAUGUUUUAGCAUUUAUUUUCCUUGUUUGGAAUGUUUAUUCUGAAUUAUUAAGUGUGAAUGAAAUUAUUUUCUAGAACAAUGAAUAAUUGAAUGUAGUUUUGGAUUUUAUUUUGGUUCAUAUUAUUUAUCUUAACCAUGCAUUGUACAGUGUAGAUGUUAUCUUUUUUCAUUCCGAAAUUGUACAUGCAUUUUGUUUUGCAUGUGCUGUAUGUAAAAAAUAUUAGUCUUUAAUGUUUAGGUCCAUGUGGUAUGUACAGGUGGUGAAUGGAGAGAGAGAGAUAAUAAAAGAAAAAUAUUUCAUACUU